ACAGUGGAUAUAUUCUGCACACUGACUGGAUGCAGAGGACAGAAAACAGACAUCAGCAUACAGAAGUCAUUCAGGUUGUGGUCCUGCAGCUUUCAAAGCUAAAGAUUGUGUGUUGGAUCGUCAUCGUCAUCUGUCUUCCUUUGAUCAUACUGGCCAUCUACUAUCUGUAUUAUCUGGUACGUCAUAAUCACGUUGCUCCAAUCUACGUCAUCAACCUCCUCAUCUCUGACCUUAUUCAGCUCUGUUGCAUGGCCACAUUGUUGGGAAAACUCAAGUUUGUUUGGGUCGACAUCAUCUUCUCAAUUCACAACAUUGGUGUAAUGGCCAGUGUUGGCUUCAUGGUCUGUAUUUCCCUGGAAAGGUAUUUGCUCAUCGCCUUGCCUCUGUGGUACCGCUCCAGACGAACCAUGAAGGUCUCAGUGGUGGUCUGUGUUGUGGUCUGGGUCUUAGCUUUGGUCGUUAUCUGUUCUGACAUAUUAAGUCAGGGUGGACCCAUGCCCAUUGCAGUAAUCCUUCUCCUCCCCUUCCCCGUGCUCAUCUUCUCUGUGGUUGGGAUCUUUAAAGGCCUGUCUGCUGCCAUCUCGGUCUCCUCUGAGGAAAAACGACGAAUUGUUGGAGCAACAAUUCUGGUGUUGCUUAAUUACACACUGCUGUUUCUGCCUUUCAUAAUUGGUACCAUAACACACGAUUAUACUAUGACUGACCCUUUGGCAUUCAUCUUCUUCAAUCCUCUUGGAGACUUGGUUCUGUAUGUGUUCAUGAGAAAAGGGGCCAUAGACAAGAUUUUAGCCUCUCUGUGUUGUUGCAGGAUGGAAACACAACAGCAGCAGAUCAUUACUGUAAAUGAUGACAGCAUGAAGACAGUCAGCUCUGUGUAG
This is a messenger RNA of Scomber scombrus (Atlantic mackerel), 878 nucleotides long. RefSeq names its product G-protein coupled receptor 4-like. Gene Ontology annotation, biological process: phospholipase C-activating G protein-coupled receptor signaling pathway; positive regulation of Rho protein signal transduction. The transcript has 4 exons. Gene Ontology annotation, cellular component: membrane. The coding region runs from base 30 to 878 and encodes 282 amino acids. NCBI's taxonomy places the organism in Eukaryota, Metazoa, Chordata, Actinopteri, Scombriformes, Scombridae. The record is from RefSeq and is a predicted model, not a curated record. Gene Ontology annotation, molecular function: G protein-coupled receptor activity.